AUGAGUCGUCAUCCUGAGGUGAAGUGGGCCCAGCGGGAAGACAAGCUUGAUCUUUUUGAUAAGGUUAAUGUAGAGGACAGCAAAAUACAUAUUGGUGUGAGAAGUAUAUUCUGUAUCUUGGAGAAAGCAGAGAAGAAAUGGUGGAAAAAAUUACUGCGUGGAGAGGACAAGACACCACACUACGUGAAAGUAGAUUGGGAUAAAUGGGUGGAUGAAGACGAGGAUACUGGUGCUCCUGACCCUGAUUUAGGAGGCAUGGAUUUAUCGAGAUUUGGUGACAUGGGAGGCAUGGGCGGCAUGGGUGGCAUGGGCGGCAUGAUGGGGGCAUGGGUGGCAUGGGCAUGA
This is a messenger RNA of Ilex paraguariensis (yerba mate), 345 nucleotides long. Lineage: Eukaryota; Viridiplantae; Streptophyta; Magnoliopsida; Aquifoliales; Aquifoliaceae. The record is from the annotation of a GenBank genome assembly.